UUGGAAAAGUCCACUACGCUUUAUAUUGGAAAUUUAUCCUUUUUCACCACUGAAGAGCAGAUAUAUGAGCUCUUUUCUAAAUGCGGUGAGAUCAAGCGGAUUAUCAUGGGUCUAGAUAGAAUUAAAAAGACUCCUUGUGGUUUCAGUUUUGUCGAAUACCAUCAUCGCCAGGAUGCUUUGGACUGUAUGAGCUUUAUUAACGGUACUAAGCUCGAUGAACGACUAAUUCGAAUAGAUAUUGAUCCGGGAUUUGUAAAUGGUCGUCAAUAUGGACGAGGACGAAGUGGUGGUCAGGUGCGAGAUGAUCACCGAGAAGAUUAUGACGAAGGUCGUGGUGGAUGGGGAGCACGCAUGCGCGAGGAUGAGCAGCGUGAACAGCAUCAAAGAGAUGUGUACGAUGGACAGAAUAGUUUUGCACAUGUAUCCCAAGGCGCAUCGGAUUACUACACCAAGUCUUAUAUCCGUAAGUAG
This is a messenger RNA of Batrachochytrium dendrobatidis JAM81, 471 nucleotides long. Its product is annotated as nuclear cap-binding protein subunit CBC2. The transcript has 3 exons. Gene Ontology annotation, cellular component: nuclear cap binding complex. Gene Ontology annotation, molecular function: RNA cap binding. The annotation marks the transcript as partial. NCBI's taxonomy places the organism in Eukaryota, Fungi, Chytridiomycota, Chytridiomycetes, Rhizophydiales. The record is from RefSeq and is a predicted model, not a curated record. Gene Ontology annotation, biological process: mRNA cis splicing, via spliceosome.